Neltuma alba is the source of this 453-nucleotide messenger RNA. RefSeq lists its product as uncharacterized. Lineage: Eukaryota; Viridiplantae; Streptophyta; Magnoliopsida; Fabales; Fabaceae. Bases 1 to 453 code for a protein of 150 amino acids. The record is from RefSeq and is a predicted model, not a curated record. The transcript is spliced from 2 exons.
AUGUUAUUACCAUCCGAAAGGACAGGUCACUCGAGGUUUGCUAUUCCUAUCCAAGUUAAUGAAGAUUCAAUUUGCAAUAUAAAGCAUCAUUUGCCAUUAGAUCCUGUUACUGUGAUUGUGUCAGCUAUUUAUGAUGACUUGCUACAGAACCUGGAUAGCAGCAGCUACUUUAAUGACAGGGCUAUAUUGGCCCCCACUAGUGAGAUUGUCAACCAAGUUAAUGAUUAUAUGUGUUUGUUGUUGCUUGGUGAUUCAGUGGACUAUCUGAGCUAUGAUUCUGUUUACAAAUCAUCCCAAAACAAUGAUGGAUUUAAGGAUUUGCAUACAACAAAGUUUUUAAAUACCAUUAAUACUUCUGGUAUGCCUGUGCACAAGUUAACGUUCAAGGUUGGGAUGCCAAUCAUGCUCUUGAGGAACAUUGAUCAAGCUUCGGGAUCAUGCAAUGGAACUUGA